CCCAUGUCUGAAUUGUAACAACCCUCAGAGGAGCAUUUCUUGUCCGACGGCUCAGAGAAUAACAAGAUUGAAACUAUGGAAGACCUUUAUGUGGCAAAUGCAAUCUUUGCCCUGAAUUUCUUCAAGCAGCUGGCCAGUGUGAAUCCCACCCAGAACCUCUUCUUCUCUCCCUGGAGCAUUUCAUCUACCAUGGCCAUGGUCUACAUGGGCGCCAGGGGCAACACGGAAGACCAGAUGGCCAAGGUGUUUCAGUUUGACAAAGUUGGAGUCCAGGAAGUCACCCCAGUGACCCCAGAGAACUUCACCAGUUGUGAAUUCACACAGCAAAUCCAGAAGGGCACGUAUCCUGAUGCUAUUUUGCAGGCACAAGCUAGAGAUAAAGUCCAUUCAUCCUUCCGCUCUCUCAGCUCUGCAAUCAAUGCACCCACAGGGGAUUAUUUAUUGGAAAGUGCCAAUAUGCUCUUUGGAGAGAAGUCUGCAAGAUUCAAAGAAGAAUUUAUGCAACUCUCUAAGAAAUACUACUCUACAGAACCCCAGGCCGUUGACUUCCUAGAAUGUGCAGAAGAAGGUAGAAAAAAGAUUAACUCCUGGGUCAAGACUCAAACCAAAGGCAAAAUCGAAAACCUGUUACCUGAAGGCUCUGUAGAUGCAGAGACAAGGAUGGUCCUGGUGAAUACUGUCUACUUCAAAGGAAAGUGGAAAACCCCAUUCGAGAAGAAACUAAAAGGCCUUUAUCCCUUCCGUGUGAACUCGACUCAGCGCAUACCUGUACAGAUGAUGCUUUUGCAUGAAAAGCUGAACAUUGGAUACAUACAAGACCUAAAGGCACAGAUUCUAGAACUGCCAUAUUUUGGAGAUAUGAGCAUGUUCCUGUUGCUUCCAGAUGAAAUUGCCAAUGUGUCCACAGGCUUGGAGUUGCUGGAAAAUGAAAUAACCUAUGAGAAACUCAGCAAGUGGACCAGCAAGGACACGAUGGUGGAAGACAAUGUUGAGGUGUAUAUCCCCAAGUUCAAACUGUCAGAGUAUUAUGAACUCAAACCCAUUCUGAGGAGCAUGGGCGUGGAUGACGCCUUCAACAAGGGCCGGGCCAAUUUCUUAGGCAUGUCAGAGAGAAACGACCUGUUUCUUUCUGAAGUGUUCCACCAGGCCACGGUGGACGUUAAUGAGGAGGGCACCGAGGCAGCUGCUGGCACCGGGGGCAUCAUGACAGGGAGAACUGGUCACGGGGGCCCGCAGUUUGUGGCUGAUCACCCUUUCCUAUUCUUUAUCAUGCACAAAACAACCAAAAGCAUUUUGUUUUUUGGCAGAUUUUGCUUACCCCCAAACUGAAAAGCUCUGUUUGUAUACAUGAUUUUGUAGCAUGAGCUACAAGCCUCAGAAUUGCUAUGUCAAGUGCCAAAAGCUUAGAGACUUUUUCUACAUAUUUCUGUCCCUCUGAACAGCUUCUGCCACACAGAAAGGACUAGACAAUCGUCAAUCAUAACAUGACAACCUUAUUAAUCAUUUGUUCUCCUAAAAUGGGGUGAUGCCUGUUUAGUUUUUCCUUAGUUUAUUUUAUAGCAUUAAUCUUUUAUUUAUUAUUUUAUAUAAUGAUAGAUUUUUUUAUUAUUGCUCAGCCUAUUUAAUGUAACUGAUAAAGUUACAGAAGCAGGUGAUCAGUUUAUUUUCUGUAUAAAGAAAUGUAUUUAUGGAUUCUUACAAUGAAGCAUGAGUCGGGGCCCCUCCACGCCCUUCUAUAAUAAAUACCUGCAAGAAAGCGUUGAACAUUGGGCAGACACAGUUAUGCGAGUUUCUAGUGCUAUGUAUCAUCUAUGUGUACCUGUAAAUUAUAUAAAAAGGCAAAUAUAUAACAAAUAAAUAUAUUUGCACACAGCAACAUGUUUGUUGUCAUUGCAUUAGGUCUGCAGAUCAUAAGAUCUGUUAUACCCUGAUGCCCCAGAGUUCAGCAUCAUGGCUUACUUGCUGGAAGCUAGAAACAGCAGGCAGGAUGAAGGACCCAAGGGCAUAACUACACUCUCGCAAGAAGAUCCAGGGUUCAGAGUGAAUGGAAUGGGGUUGUGGAAAACAUUCAUUAGAGCUCUCUCUAUGCCUUCUCACGGCAGCAAGAGGCAUAGCAAUUCAGAAGGGUUGAGGUCAGAGUGAGGAAACCAGUGUCUAAACUUCAAAGAUGCCAGAAAGAACCAUCGAGUUCAGUGGUCCAGACACAGAAUAAGGUUUCAGGCCUUGAGCAUAGAGGAGAGAUGGGCAGGGGGCAAGAGCAGGAAGGGAAUCAGAAGGAAGCUCAUUUUAAGGAGUCAGAAGGCAACUCAUUUAAGGAAUCAGAAGGCAACUCAUUUAAGGAAUCAGAAGGCAGCUCAUUUAAGGAAUCAGAAGGCAGCUCAUUUAAGGAAUCAGAAGGCAGCUCAUUUUCUUUCAAAUAGCACUGGAUACUUCUGAGUGGGUCAGAGGCAGAGCAGAACAGUAUUUAAGAACUGAAAACUAAGGUAAAUCAAAUAUUUGGGGGCGGAGUAUGGUGGGUUUCUGGAAAGGUACCACACUCUGGAACACAGUCAGAAGGAAACCUGACUGACCAGAGCAUGAUGGCAAAGAAAUCUUAGGAGCUGACUAUCUGCCUCCAGAUCCCGGUUCUGACACUUACAGGUGGUCUAACCAUAGGCCAAGUAUGAUGCUUCUUUUGCUUCAAUUUUCUUUCAGUGUAAACUAGAGAAAAUAUUUCUCUUGUCAUAAGGUUACUAUCAUGAUUAAAUGAGUUUGUACGUAUGGAGCAAUUAAAAGAAUAUUUAGCAUAUAUGGUGUUUAAUAAAUACUAGUAAUUAUGUCCUUAUAUUUGUCAGUAAUAAAACUGUUUCACUGUCAGCUGAUCCAUAUUUCACUCUUAUUGAGUAGAGUGGGGUAUAGAAUUCCAGGUUCACAGAACUCUUCAGUACUUUAGGCAUAGAAUUCUAUUAUCUUUUGACACUCAAAGUUGCUGAUGGGAAACUUGAAAUCAAGAUAAUUAUUUUUCCUAAUAAUUUUUAAUAAUUAAAAAACUAUCAACCUUUCUUUUUUUCUUGAUUAUGUUUUUUCACAUUUUAUUGCCUUAAGUGUAUUUUUGUGUUUUUAAAAAAUAUACCCUGUUCAUUAGCAAUUUUUUCCACCUGGAGACUUAUAUUUUGCUUCAGUUCUUGGAAACUUUCAGUCAUUGCUAUGGCCUUAAUGUUUGACUCUCCUCAAAAUUCAUAUACUAAAACGCCAAUCUCCAAUGUGAUGGGACUUAGAGAUGGGGUCUUAGGGAAGUAAUUAGAGUUAUGUGAGGUCAUGAGGGUAAAACCCCUGUGAUGGGAUUAGUGCCCUUAUGAGGAGCUGAAGACGCCAGGUCUUUUUAUUUCUGCCAUGUGAAAAAGGCAGC
Nycticebus coucang (slow loris) is the source of this 3388-nucleotide messenger RNA. It is a transcript of the gene SERPINB2, whose product is annotated as serpin family B member 2. The transcript has 8 exons. The record is from RefSeq and is a predicted model, not a curated record. NCBI's taxonomy places the organism in Eukaryota, Metazoa, Chordata, Mammalia, Primates, Lorisidae. The coding region runs from base 76 to 1329 and encodes 417 amino acids. Gene Ontology annotation, biological process: negative regulation of endopeptidase activity. Gene Ontology annotation, molecular function: serine-type endopeptidase inhibitor activity.